AUGCAGCAGCCACAUUACUCGGUCUCGCUGAGUGUCUACUCGCCGGUAGAAAGUGAACGCCGUUCGACUUUUUUCACUAACGAUCCUGUGAUUGAAGAGGAGAACGAGGACGAGCACGAGUACGACCAGUCUUCCGAACUCUUUGGCUCCGAUUAUAACGAGGAUGGUUCUCAAAGCUCAACUCAUUCCAAGAACAACAAUGGCAAUGGAAUUCUACCAGAGACUUCAAGUCAGACGUUCAGAUCUUACUACACAGCUACCAAUGGUAGUGAACCUAGUUUCUCCUCAAUUAACAACUCCUUGUUGAGGCAAGACUCCAAUGACCAAUCUGAACAAGAUGUGAAUGGCUUGAUUGACCCAGACGAGACUCCUCGUCUUAAUACUGAAAUGCAUGGCACUAAUGAUUCCAUCUUCGACAAAACCCCAGUCUUCAAUACCGCUGGCGUCUUUGAUAAUCAGCAAGAAUCUAGCACCUCAAACGGGGUAUCCAAAAGCUCCUCCCAUGUCGAACUACCCCAAAAGUUCAAGAGACUCUCUGUUACCUUGCUCCAAACUGGCUCGCAUGUUUCUCGAGAAUCUCACAUCUUCCACAAUAACUUCAGCUCCAACGCCCACAAGGCUCAGGCCCAAAACCAGCAUCGUACAAGCAGAACAAGUUUGCUUUACAAGAAAAUCCACGAAAAGAAUGAUACACCAACUCCACCUGCUGUCGUCAAUGACGAAGACACAUCGGUGCUUAGCACGUCAUCUAACCUAUCGAGUGCUCCUAUGCGCCAUGACGUUCUGGUUGACCCAGAUAACAGCCAGGAUGAUGUACCUCCAAGGGGCGACUUGCAGACUAAAUUUACAAAGCCAGCCGGCGGAUUAAAUAUAGUUUACGGAGAAAACGGCGAGAACAGCUCUGCAAACAAUUCAGGUGUCGAUGUUCUGCUGGAUAGAAUUGACCCUUCGAGAUGGUCAGUUGCCUCUAGCACUACUGAGGAUGAAGAUAUGUCUUCUCUUUUUAUUCGUGCCUUGCACUCAUUUGACGCUACCCAGUCCCAACUUGAGUCUGAGAACUCUGUCUGUUUGUCGUUUGAAAAGAAUGAUAUUGCAUUUGUCCACACCAUUGAUGACUCUGGUUGGGGCGAAGUGAUCUUGAUUGAGACAUUAGAGAGAGGUUGGGUCCCUAUGAAUUACUUUGCCAUGGCGAUAACGUCCCUGGAAGCCAAUCAGUCCGAAGAAGUGGAUUCUGAUGAAAUUAAGUUCUCGCACUUCAUGUUCCCAUUGCUUAAUGCAUGCGGUCGUUUUCUUUCCAACCCGCUUUCUAGGGAUGGCCCAAAGGGUAAGACCUUUUCAAACAAACAUUUGAAUGAUAUCAAAGACGGUGUUCGUUGUUUGUUAGAUGAGACCGACUGUCUUUCAAGAUCAAGUGAAAUUAUUGUCAAGAAACCAGUUGUUCGUAAGGCAAGAAAAGCUUUUAUGUACGACUGGUGGGAGCUUAUGAAGAAGGCCGCCGAGUACAAAGGCACAACGAACUUUGAAAAGGUUGAAAUUCUCACGCUUUUUGUUCUACUGGUUAUAAGACGUGGUGUAUACUUCUUUGACGUUUGGCUCACGGAAAGUAAGGACAUUCUUCAGAAAGAAGCCGAAAAGAGACUUCGUACUGAUAUGAACACUUAUCCACUACUUCAUACGCCUCCACUCGCCAAGCAGAGAGUCACCGAAAUCAAGGGUAUCUUGUAUUCAUACCUAUCACUCAUAAUGGGUAGGUUGGACUUGAUUGAGCAUAAUCCACAGGGCUGUGAAUUAUUAGAGAAGAUAUCAUGUCACAUCCUUCUCUUACUUAGCGAGCUUCUUUUCAUUUCCAAAACAGGGCUCGAGUAUACGUCAAGUAAAUCAAUUGAGCUUGAUGCAUCAAUGGACGCGUUUAUGUCUUUCGGAGACCAACUUGUCACUUGUGUGAAGGUGCUUAUCAACAAGACAGUCGGCGAGGACAAACAAUCUCGUGUUUUCAACGGUGAAUCUUCGCAGGAUAACCAAGAUUAUACCUUCACUGAAGAAGGUGUUCGCUUGAGACAAGUUGCGGCCAGAACAAUUAAGGCUAUUAACAGCAGUGUUCGCUCAAUCAAUGAAUUGUUUGAUAACAUUGGCGAUUUCAAAUUGAGCCUGGAAAGAUCAUAUCCUGACUAUCUCAAGAUGAGAAUCGAUCCUGCUGAUUUCAUCCGUCAAUGCUCUGUCGGUAUGGUUCAGUCGCAUUCGCUUAAAAAUAAGGAUUUGAGGGUAAUGAAGAAGAAGAAUGGUAGGUCAACUAACCGUUACUCGAUGUUCCGUUCUGGAAAGGCUGGUGGCCUAGGAAUGACGCCGAAUGGUGUUGAUCUGCUCCAUAAAGUCAUGCUUCUUGAUACUGAUGAUACUCCAUUCAAUGCAUCCACUGCAGAAUUCCAGCCUUUCAUUGCAUCAGACUCUACUAAUAACAAGGCCUACACAAUCAAAGAUGAACUUCUAGUUGACGCGAAUGGAACAUUAUUGGGAGCAUCAUUUAAGGGUUUGAUUUACACAUUAACUAAUGAGGACUCACCUCCUCAGUAUUUCUUUAUUUCAGGAUUCUUCAUCUGUUUGAGAAGCUUUGCUAGUGGCAUAGAUUUGCUUGAAGGACUUAUUUCCAGAUUCGAGGAGAACAACGGCAAUGGAAAGGACACUGAUAAUUCUGAUGCAUUGUUGGAGGUGCGCUUGAAGAAGAGAAGACGUUUGAUUAUUGCAAUCUUCAAGAUUUGGAUGGAAUCAUUUUGGGAUUACGAAGCGGACAGCCCCUUGUUGUGCACCCUUGUCAACUUUUUUAAUGAAGGAAUCUACCCACAUCUUCCCCUUGACGCUAUGAAAUUGAUUGAAAUCGCAGCUAAGUUGUCAAUUAAGGAAACGAAGGGCAGAGACAAGAAGCAGAUGGUAGAAAGGCAUGUUACUCUCAAGAAGUUCAACAGAAAGGACUCUGGAGGUGACCUUCGUGACUUGGAAGAUUCAUCUCGCUACUCGAUCGUCGAAGAUAAUGAACUCUCACGGAUUAGCUCGAGCAGUUCAAUUUCGAGCUCUUUGAAGUCUAUGACCUUGGGCCUUUCCCUUUCUGGGCUGGGCACUUCAGCUGGUACUUUGUUAACAAAGACCCAACAAGCUACUGUUGAGACAACAGUGGCUAAAUUUCGCCAGGUGCUUGGUGAUGCUUGGUGUCCUCGUCAUUUCAUUGAAGCCAGGUCUUUUGCAACAAUGCCACUCAAAUCAAUGUUGCCAACAUGGUUCAAUUUGUGUGAGGAGAAAUGGGCUUUGGACCAGUACAGACCAAACUUGUUAGAUUUCCAGGUUUUGGAGCUUUCAAACCAGUUGACAUUGAUCGAAUCAGAAAUCUUCUGCUCCAUCAAGUCAAGUGAAUUACUUUUUGAAAAUUACACCGCAAAGAAAGCUCAUCUUAAGCUUGCUAACAACGUGAGGCAGUCGUUGUUGUUCACCAACUGUUUAUCCGGAUAUGUCCUCGAAUCUAUUUUACAACCUGGACUCACCGAUAAGCAAAGGGUUAAUCAAGUCAAGCAGUGGCUCAAGGUUGGAUUUAGUUGCUUUGAGAUGCGUAACUUCAACUCCAUGGUGGCUAUCAUUACUUCCUUACAGUCACACUUGAUCACGAGAGUUAAGCGUCUUUGGGAUGAACUUCCUCCUAAGUACACCCACCUUUAUGAGUACCUUUGCAAUGUUGCACAUCCACAAAAUAACUUCAAUGUUUACAGAGAGAAGUUGAGGUUCUUUUUGGAAAAUAGCGAGUACAACUACCCUGUUGUGCCAUACUUCUCCUUGUUCCUUCAAGAUUUGACAUUUGUGACGGACGGUAAUCCAAACUACAGAAAGGCGAACACGUUUUUGAACCAGAAGCUUAUCAAUAUCGACAAGCAUCUUAAGCUUACUAGAGUUAUUGCUGAUAUCGAGAGCUUGCAAGUUCGUUACGUGGAAGAAGACGGUUCGAGAAGAAGGUCGAGAUUUUCGCUCAACCUCGGCAAGAACAAUACUGCUGAUUUGAAGAUUGUCAGUAAUCCAGCAUUGCAAGAACUUGUUUUGCUCGAAUUCUUCAAAUUGCUCAGCUCAACAAAGGUGAAGAAGAUCGUGCCUGGAAGUUGA
Candidozyma haemuli is the source of this 4137-nucleotide messenger RNA. It is a transcript of the gene BUD5, whose product is annotated as Ras family guanine nucleotide exchange factor. Gene Ontology annotation, molecular function: protein binding; guanyl-nucleotide exchange factor activity. The record is from RefSeq and is a predicted model, not a curated record. Lineage: Eukaryota; Fungi; Ascomycota; Pichiomycetes; Serinales; Metschnikowiaceae. Gene Ontology annotation, biological process: positive regulation of GTPase activity; Ras protein signal transduction. Bases 1 to 4137 code for a protein of 1378 amino acids. The transcript has a single exon. Gene Ontology annotation, cellular component: plasma membrane.